AUAAAUUAUUCCCUACUGCUUUACUUAUUAUUCAUUCUUUUUCAGUUUUUGACUCUCUUUAUCAUUACAAAUUUAAUAGUUAUAGAUCAUUAAUGCAUCAUCAAGAUCAUACAUAUCAAUAUGUCAAAAUCAAUGGAACUCCCUGAUUGUAUCUAUCCAUGCCAACCAAUCACUAGUAUUCCACCAAGUAUUCCAACGCCAAAACAUUCUCUCUAUCUUUCUAAUCUUGAUGACCAAAAGUUCCUUAGAUUUUCUAUCAAGUAUUUGUACAUUUUCAAGAAGUCUGUGAAUUUGGAUCAUUUGAAGUGUUCUCUAUCUAGAGUUUUAGUGGAUUAUUACCCAUUAGCUGGGAGGUUGAGAAGUUGUUCCUCUAAUUUGGAUGAUGAGAAGAAGCUUGAAGUGGAUUGCAAUGGAGAAGGUGCUUUGUUUGUUGAGGCUUUCAUGUCUAUCACUGCUCAAGAAUUACUUGAACCUUCUAAGUUGCCAAACAAGUCAUGGAGAAAGUUCACUUAUAAGGUGGAAUCUCAAAGUUUCUUAGAUGUUCCUCCUCUUAUAGUUCAGUUAACAAAUCUCCGUUGCGGAGGAAUGAUUCUAUGCACCGCAAUCAACCACUGUCUAUGCGAUGGUAUCGGCACAUCUCAAUUUCUACACGCAUGGGCACAACUAACCAAAAAUCCUCAAACCAAUUUGACCAUCCCACCUUUCCAUUGGCGACAUGUGUUGAAACCACGAUACCCUCCCACCGUAAACCUCCUCAAUCCCGGAUACACUAGAACACAACCAACACCUCAAGUAAACCUUCUCAAGUUAAUACAAUCACAACCAUUAGUACCCACAUCAUUUAUCUUUAAUCCCUCCCAUGUCCUCUACUUAAAGAAACAAUGUGUCCCUUCACUUAAGUGUACUACCUUUGAAGUAGUGGCAGCACACACAUGGCGCUCUUGGAUUCGUUCAAUGAAUCUAUCAUUACCCUCCACUCUAAUUGUUAAGCUACUUUUCUCUAUUAACAUUCGUACCAUAAUGAACCUACCAAAAGGAUAUUACGGAAAUGGAUUUCUAUUAGGAUGUGCUGAAAGUACUAUAAAGGACUUGGUAGAGAAUAAUUUGCAUCAUGGUGUGAAGUUAGUGCAAAAGGCUAAGUCAAAGGUUAAUGAUGAGGAAUAUAUUAGAUCAACGGUUGAUUUGUUGGAGGAUAAAACAGUAAAAACGGAUGUUUCAAUUAGCUUGGUUAUAUCACAAUGGUCUAAACUAGGGUUAGAAGAAGUGGAUUUUGGAGAGGGAAAAGCGUUACAUAUGGGUCCUUUAACAAGUGAUGUUUAUUGCUUAUUUUUACCUGUUAUUGGUGGUGAUGCUAAUGCUGUGAGAGUGGUUGUUUCUGUGCCGGAGAGUAUGGUUGAAAAUUUUCAAUAUUAUAUGAAGGAAAGCUGGGAAAAGAAAAUAGAAAAAAAUGGAGAUCAUGUUAAAAAUGGCUAUCAUGUGCAUGAGAAUCCAUUUUUCUAAAAUUGCUAUAUGUUUUUUUGUUUAUUUUUUUAAGCUAUUAUCUUUUUUUCCUUUUGGCCAUGUCUUUGUAAUUAGCAUGUUAUACUUAUAUAAUGAGGCAAGGAGUGAGUAUGUAUGUGUAAUGCAAUUUCAGUGAAUGCUUUCCUUUUCUUCCUCCUCGUGUUAUUAGAGUGAUAGUGACACCAGCAAUUGUUUACUCAA
Messenger RNA from Medicago truncatula (barrel medic), 1701 nucleotides. Its product is annotated as alcohol acyltransferase 9. The transcript is spliced from 2 exons. Lineage: Eukaryota; Viridiplantae; Streptophyta; Magnoliopsida; Fabales; Fabaceae. The record is from RefSeq and is a predicted model, not a curated record. Bases 121 to 1500 code for a protein of 459 amino acids. Gene Ontology annotation, molecular function: acyltransferase activity, transferring groups other than amino-acyl groups.